Messenger RNA from Cucumis sativus (cucumber), 1332 nucleotides. RefSeq lists its product as uncharacterized. The record is from RefSeq and is a predicted model, not a curated record. Lineage: Eukaryota; Viridiplantae; Streptophyta; Magnoliopsida; Cucurbitales; Cucurbitaceae. The coding region runs from base 1 to 1332 and encodes 443 amino acids. The transcript is spliced from 6 exons.
AUGCGCCAGAAGUCGCAAAUCAGAUGGUUGAAGCUAGAUGACCAGAAUACUGCCUUUUUUCAUCGAUAUGUUCGAUCAAGGCAGAGCAGCAAUGCUUUGAGAUCAGUUAUUGACCCAGAUGGAAAUUGGUUGACUAACCAUGAUCAGGUGACUCAGGUGGUAGUGAAUUAUUUCAAAGAUAGUCUGGGUUCUCAGAAUAUUAGCUAUAGAGAGCUCUCUACUUGUAUUGAGGAGAUUGUUCAGUUUAGAUGGACUGAGGAGUGUUGCCAGGCCCUCCAGUCGCCUAUUGGCAGGAAGGAAGUGAGACGUGUUCUGUUCUCCAUGGAUGGUGGAAAGGCUCCAGGCCGUGAUGGGUAUUCAGUUGGCUUCUUCAAAGGAGCUUGGACAGUGGUUGGAGAGGGCUUCUGUGAUGUCGUCUUACACUUCUUUGAGACCAAUUACUUCCCUCAAGGGGUGAAUACGACUGCUAUUACACUUAUUGGCGAAUCAGAGCUUGUAAGGGCAUACCAUUUGCACAGAGGUAAACCUCGGUCCACUAUGAAGGUUGACCUCCAAAAAGCUUAUGAUUCUGUUAAUUGGGAUUUCCUCUUUGGCCUGCUGAUUGCCAUAGGUUUUUUCCAUGGGAGGAAAGGACUUAGACAAGGUGACCCUUUAUCCCCGUUCUUAUUUGUGAUGGUCAUGGAGGUGCUUUCUCGCAUGUUGAACAGCCCACCUCAGAAUUUUCAAUUCCACCAGUUUUGUGAGAAGGUCAGAUUAACUCAUCUUACUUUUAUAGAUGACUUGAUGAUCUUUUGUACUGCUGAUAAUCAUUCUAUAAGUUUCAUAAAAGAGACUAUUAAGAGGUUUGGUGAGCUUUCAGGACUGUUUGCUAAUCUUGCUAAAAGCUCAAUUUUCUUGUGGGGGUUAAUAGUUCGAAAGCUUCUCGGCUUGCUGCUAACAUGGGUUUUUCCAUUGGUCAUCUCCUGUAGACUUCAGCUUGUUCGCUCAGUCCUUAGGAGCCUUCAGGUUUAUUGGGCUAGUGUGUUCAUGCUUCCUAUGAAAGUCCACAGAGACGUUGAUAAGAUCUUGAGGACUUAUCUGUGGAGAGGAGGUCUUGAUAUUCGUGAUGGAUCUUCUUGGAAUAUAGCUAGCACGUUGAAGAUAUUAAGGGAGUCGCUGUGGGAGAUCGAUGCUGGGGUGGGUCGAUCUUGGUGCUUUAAGGAAAUCUUGCGUAAGUGGGAUAUCCUUAAAGCUCAUGUUAAGAUGGAGGUGGGCAAUGGAAGGAAGUGUAGAGUAUGGUUGGUUCCAUGGAUUCAAGGUGGGCCGAUUAUCCAGCAGUUUGGAAGAGGGUGA